This is a messenger RNA of Fonsecaea pedrosoi CBS 271.37, 1146 nucleotides long. RefSeq lists its product as uncharacterized. Lineage: Eukaryota; Fungi; Ascomycota; Eurotiomycetes; Chaetothyriales; Herpotrichiellaceae. The transcript has 4 exons. Bases 1 to 1146 code for a protein of 381 amino acids. The record is from RefSeq and is a predicted model, not a curated record.
AUGGCUACUGCACCUGCACCACCGCCACGCACCAAACUCGGUCAGCAUCGUCUCCUUUGUCCCAAUGCGCCCAUACUCGUCUCUCCCGUCUGCCUGGGGGCGAUGGGCUUCGGCCAAAGAUUAUGGGGUGCGGCCAUGGGUGGUUGCAACAAAGAAACCAGCUAUGAGAUCCUCGACCGCUUCCAUGAUGCCGGUGGCAACUUCAUUGACACUGCCAACUUCUACAUGGGCGGGGAGUCGGAAGAGUGGCUUGGGGAUUGGAUGGCAGAUCGCGGAGUCAGAGACCAGAUGAUCAUCGCCACCAAGUUCGCGCUGCCCUUCAAAUUCCCGGAGCAAUUUCCAGAGGGAACCAUCACGUCCAACUUUGGUGGCGCCAACAGAAAGAGUCUGCGCCUCUCACUCGCAGAGAGCCUUCAGCGAAUGAGGACAGACUAUGUCGACAUCCUCUACGUGCAUGCCUGGGACGGAGUGACCAACAUCCCCGAGUUGAUGCGAUCGCUUGACGAUGUUGUAAAACAAGGCAAGGUCCUGUACCUAGGCAUCUCCAACUGGCCGGCCUGGCUGGUCGUCAAGGCCAAUGACUAUGCCCGCCAGCAUUGCUUGACCCCGUUUGUGGUCUACGAAGGGUUGUGGAACGUUGUGGCCCGGGAUAUUGAGCGAGACAUAGUCCCCAUGUGCAAGGCCGAAGGGAUGGCCAUCACCGUUUGGGAAGCAAUGGGCGCGGGCAAGUUCAAAACCAAGGCCGAAAAGGCCGAAAAGGGAGGGAGGCCCGCAUAUGAUCUCUCUGGAAAGGGGCUGGAGGCCUAUGAGCGCGCCACUGCAGCUUUGGAACGAGUUGCGAAGAGGAAGGGCACAAACGCUGUUGGGAUUGCUUUGAGAUACGUCACAUUGAAGGAGCCGUACGUGUUCCCAAUCAUUGGGUGUCGGAAAAUCGAGCAACUCCAGGCCAAUAUCGAGAAUUUGAGCAUCAAGCUCAGCGAAGACGACAUGCGAGAGAUCGAGGAAGCAGUUCCGAUCGACCUGGGCUAUCCUCACGCGUUUCUGUCGGGUCUGGCUGACAAGCAUGUUGGGCCGACGAGACCAUCAAAACUUGAGGUGCGCUGGGGAGGUUUUGAAGGCGUGGAAGAACCAAAGGCCAUCCCUUGA